Messenger RNA from Solanum dulcamara, 2764 nucleotides. RefSeq lists its product as uncharacterized. The transcript has 4 exons. Bases 1269 to 2498 code for a protein of 409 amino acids. Lineage: Eukaryota; Viridiplantae; Streptophyta; Magnoliopsida; Solanales; Solanaceae. Gene Ontology annotation, molecular function: nucleic acid binding; zinc ion binding. The record is from RefSeq and is a predicted model, not a curated record.
UAAGUAGAGAUGUGUAGAAUCCAUGGAAAUAUGGAAGUUAUAUGGUUGGAUUUGGACAUAUGAAUAAGUUAUGUGUAUGUAAGAUUGUUGGCAAGAAGACUUGAAUUUUUGUGUAGUAUUUUUGGUGUAGUAUUUGAAUAGUAGUAUGAUAAAUAUUUGAUGUUGAAAAUGGAAGUUGGAUGAAAUUAAUUGAAGUUGGAAAUAUGGGUUAGGUGAUGAAAUGGAAAAAAAAUAAGUUUGUAUAAUUUGUUAGUUGUUGUUAUGAUUUUUGGGAUAUAAAUAAAGUUUAUAUGGUGUAAGUUGGUAUUAAAAUGGUUUGUACGAAUUAUGUAAUUUUAGUAUGAUAUUAUAAGAAUAUGGAGGUAAGUUAUUAAAAGUAUGGAUUCUUGUUGUUGAUUAUGAAGUUGAAAGAAGGAAAUGAAUUUGAUUAUGAAGUUGAAAGAAGGAAAUGAAUUUGAUUAUGAAGUUGAAAGAAGAAAAUGAAUUGUAAUAGUUUUGUUGCAUUUAUGGAAUUUUUGGGUGAAAUAUGGAAUUGAUGAAUAUUGAAUAGUUUACUUGGAAUAUUUUUCACCUAUGUUGGAAUGAGUUGAAAUUAAUUAUGAACAUGAAAUAUUCAUAUUUAUUUGGAAAUGCAAAGUUUGGUUGAAAGUUGUUACACUAAUUGGAAAAUUACAUCAAUUUAUGUUAUGGUGUGUUUAAGUUGAUUAUUGAUGGAAUUGGUGUUGAUGUUGGCUUGGUUGUUGAUAUUGUGGCCGAGUUGUAAUCUCGGGGUUGUCAUAUAUAUAGGGGAGAUGCUGCCGAAAUUUUUGUAGACAAGUAUUGGAAAAAUUGAGUUCUUAAAGUCUUAUGAAUAGUAAUUGGUAAAUGUGACCAAUUGUAGAUUUUGGAGGAAACGGGAAUUGAAUUUGGACAACCGUAAAACGUCAAAAAGGUACCGAAGUUCGAUUUGCUGAUCCACCUGUUUAGGAUAUUUGCAGCUUCGUUGACAGUGCUCCCUUGUUCGGAGCUUGUAUUUUGUAAUGCCUCCGAGGAAAACGACGGCUAACCAAAAGGGAAAAUCAGUAGCACCCGGUGAGAUUGGUCGGGCGCACAGAGUUACCAGGGCCCGAUCGAUGCCUGAGAGGGAGACUGUGCCCCCGACAGCCAGCUCUGCUACACCGCCAGAAAUUAUGGCGGCCCCAGGUGAAAAUCAGAGGGCGGAUUCACCUGUUUUCGGAGCCCCAGCACCCGAGCCUCUAGCUCCAUAGCCAAGAGCUGAGGAAAGGGCUAUGCAGGAUGCGGUCCAGCUGUUGACUAGGUUAGUGGCAGGCCAGGAACACAGACGCGGUUUGGGCGGAGAUCAGGUACAGAGGCCUGAUAGUUCGAGGGCUCGUGAGUUUCUGACUUGUAACCCUCCAGAGUUCUUCGGGACAAAGCCCGAAGAGGACCCCCAGGAGUUCAUUAGGGAGAUGCAGCGCACUUUGCGUCUGAUUAAAGCUUCCACGACAGAGUCAGUUGAGUUGGCUUCGUAUAGACUGCAUGAGGUAGCUGCUAACUGGUAUGAGUCCUGGGAGUUGUCCAGGGGUAGACUAGCUUCUCCAGCUAUAUGGGAUGAGUUUACGGAGGCGUUUAUUAGUCAUUUCCUUCCUCCUGAGAUGCGGAGAGCCAGAGUGGACAGAUUUUUACAAUUGAAGCAGCGAGGACGCAGUAUUCGUGAGUAUAGUCUGGAGUUUGACUCAUUGGCCCGACACGCACAUGUAUUGGUAGCUGACAUGACUGACAGGAUGCACAGAUAUGUGAUGGGCCUAGAUCGGUACUUGGUGGAUAGUUGUUUGGUGAUGGCUGCUCAGCCAGGAAUGGACAUCGCCCGUAUUCAGGCAUAUGCUCAGGGCAUGGAGGAAAGACAUAGAGGACACCAGUCUGACCGAUACUUUAGCGGGAGUCAACCCAAGAAGGCCAGAUCAACCGGGUAUUCUGGAGAGCUCCGGGGCAGACCAUACCAGCAACAGAGUAGUGGACAGUCCACCCAACCAACAUGGAGUAUGCCUCCACAGUCCGUAGACCGGAGGUCAGGUGGCACAGGAUAUUCUGCAGUAGGUUCGAGUUUCAAGGUUUCCAGUUCGCAGCUAGACAGAGGAUCUGGUCAGACGAGGCCACCUAGGCCUCAGUGUUCUUAUUGUGGCAAAUACCAUCUAGGGGAGUGCUAUCGUGCUACAGGGGCUUGUUUUUCUUGUGGAAGUCAAAGCCAUAUGAUGAGAGAUUGUCCGUAUAAAGGUGGGUUAGCCAACACAGAACGGCCUACCGGAUCAGUUGCUGGGUCAUCAUCCUCUUCGGUAGCUAUGCGCCCCACGGGGCAGGGUAUAUCUACACCAGCAGGCCGCGGUAGAGGCCGUGGCGGAGUCUCUAGUUCUAGCGGUCCUUCGAAUCGCCUUUAUUCUUUGGCCACCCGGCAGGAUCAGGAGGCGUCUCCAGACGGGAUCACAGGUACCGAAGUUCGAUUUGCUGAUCCACCUGUUUAGGAUAUUUGCAGCUUCGUUGACAGUGCUCCCUUGUUCGGAGCUUGUAUUUUGGUACUGACUUUAUCUCUGUAUAUUUGGAUAUGUUGGUCAGGGGUACGACGGGGCCUUGUCCCGUCAUAUGACUAUGCUAUCAUCUGUAGAGGUCUGUAGACAGAGUUAUGUUGUGGGUUUUGUAUAUAUGGUUUGGAUUUUUGUGUGUUUUGUGACAACCUUUCAACUCUCGUGCGUAUAUCUACUUUUAUGAUAUAUUUAGCAAUUUCUACUAA